Culex pipiens pallens (northern house mosquito) is the source of this 1243-nucleotide messenger RNA. RefSeq names its product pseudouridine kinase-like. Lineage: Eukaryota; Metazoa; Arthropoda; Insecta; Diptera; Culicidae. The record is from RefSeq and is a predicted model, not a curated record. Gene Ontology annotation, molecular function: kinase activity. The transcript has 5 exons. Bases 1 to 1068 code for a protein of 355 amino acids.
AUGCAUCGUUCAAAUGUUGGCUUGUUUUUAUCUCAUCUAUUUUUUGUUUCCAUUUUCCAGCUGGAUGGCGCUACUUAUCACGCCAACGUGAAUAUUGCUGGUGGUGGCGUAGGACGAAACAUCGGCGAGGGCAUCUGGAAAAUCUACGGCGAUGUCCGUCUUGUUUCGGCCGUUGGCACGGAUCAGAACGGUGACCUCAUCAAACGCCUGCUGCCAGACCACUGCCGGGCCCCGGUGCUGACCACCGGUGACCAUCCGACGGCCAACUGCUCGAUCCUGCUGGACAACCGCGGGGACUGCAAGCUGUGCGUCGGGGACAUGUCCGUCCACGGGGCCAUCUCGGUUGACUGGAUCAAUUCACACCGGGACCUGAUUCGGGCCGCUCCGCUGGUGGUGCUGGAUGCCAACGUUAGUACCGCCACCAUGGAGGCCAUAUUCGAGCUUUGCGUCCAGCAUGGGAAACCGGUGUUCUUCGAGCCCACGGACAUGCGUUUCGCGGCCAAACCCUUCAACGCCUCCACCUUGGCAGCCAAGGCCAUCCGCUUCAUCAGCCCGAACCUGUACGAACUACGGGAAAUUGCGCGGAACCUGCGCUACGAGGGUGCGAUUGCCGCGACCCAGGUCGAAGACUUCGAACUGACCGAUCUGCUGCACGAAGUUCGCCUCCUAGGAAGCUUCGUCAACCGUCACGUAGACAACGUGAUCGUUACGCUGGGCGCGUACGGCGUCGUGGUGAUUCGCCGAACAUCGGAACAGGUUCCGUUCUUCAGCGCGGACACUGGUGACUACAAAUCGCCGGGAUUGGGAUCUGGAACUCAGUGCCGGUUCUACCGGGGUCGCGCGAUGGACCGCAUUGUGAACGUUUCCGGCGCAGGGGACAGCUUCACCAGUGGCUUUGUGGCGGCCAUGUUGGACGGCCUGCUGGAACCGAUUUGCGUGAAUGUUGGAUUCGAGGCGGCCUGCUGUGCGCUGGGUUCCAAGGGGGCCGUCGCGGAGCGAUAUUUUGAUCGGGGCCACUACUGCUGGAAGCCGAACAACGGAGCAACUUUCAUCAACGUUGACGAGUGAGAAGCGUGGGAAGUUUUUCCGAACGACAAAUUGCAUUUAGCACCUGCAUUCUUUUUUCUACCUCUGUGUUUCCCCGUUGGGAAGCCGAUAAGAUAUUUUUUUUUCUCCACUUCGAAUAUCUUCACUAUAGCGCAAAAAGUUUACAACCUGCCAACAAUAGAACAAUUACGAUGUA